This is a messenger RNA of Calidris pugnax (ruff), 2413 nucleotides long. RefSeq names its product 4-hydroxyphenylpyruvate dioxygenase-like (gene HPDL). Bases 744 to 1928 code for a protein of 394 amino acids. The record is from RefSeq and is a predicted model, not a curated record. Gene Ontology annotation, molecular function: 4-hydroxyphenylpyruvate dioxygenase activity. Lineage: Eukaryota; Metazoa; Chordata; Aves; Charadriiformes; Scolopacidae. Gene Ontology annotation, biological process: aromatic amino acid metabolic process. The transcript is spliced from 2 exons.
GACCCCCCCACCCUCCCCCGGGCUUGUGUGGAGCAGCUGGAGGGUCCCCAUAGGGCGUGAAACGGGAUAAAUAAGCAGGUCUCUCCCCCCGCCCCAGGGCUGCUGGUGUGUGGCACAGGGUCAGGAGCCCUCAGUGGGAUGCUCUUGAGAGGUGAUGCAGAGUGGGGAUUUGGACAGAUUUCCCCCCCACACUUCGGUGUGAUGGGUAUUUGGGUGGGGGAGGAGGUUCCUGUCCCCGCAGUGUCCCACCUAUCUCACCCUCUGUGCCUCCAGGGCAAGGUCACUGCCCACAGCCUGUGGUGGGGAGCGUGGUAGCUCCACGCCAUCCUUGUCGGGGAGGGGAAGGGCACACCAGCCUGCUGUGACCCCACUGCUCCCCCCCCAACCAUCUCUGGGACAUCACAGACAAGCACCGGGGCAGCACAGGGGCCUGUUAGCUGUAAGCAGCUCAGUGUUUGCCAGUCCAACCUCCAUGUUCCUGGUUGCUGGUACAGGACAUCCCACCCCCAACACAACCCUUGUCCCCAUAGUCUUGCUUACACACACACCUCCCUCACUUGCAUUUCCCUGCUAACCUCCCUGCAACACCCUUGAGGGACACAAGACUCCCUCUGGGACCUGCUGUGGCCAAGGGUCAGGGAUUUCCUCCUCUGCACGGGGGAGAGGAGCACAGAAAAGGAGUGGCAGGACAGCUUGGCAUCCUUGGGCAGCUUUUUGCAGCUGGUUCUGAAGCCCGCCCAGCCAUGGCAGCCUCGCUGAGCCGCCCCUGCUUCAUCUCCCUCCACGUGCCCUACAGGCAGGGCUGGGUCCAGGACCUGGCCAACACCUUUCGCUUCCAGCCGGUGGCCGUGCGGGAGACGCCGCGUGUCCGGCAGCUGGCCCUGCGUCGGGGAUCCGCCGUCUUCCUCGUCAACGAGCGCCUGUCGCCAGGACCCACUGGUGCCUCCUCCCACGAUUUCCUCUAUGAUGUGGACCCCCGGCCCGCCUUGGGCACAGCCUCCAACGUCUGCUUUGAGGUGGACGAUGUGCCAGGGCUCUGCAAGCAGCUGCAGAGCUGGGGAUGCUCCCUGCCGGUGCCCCCCACUGAGGUGAGGGAUGAGGGUGGCUCUGUCACCUACGGGGUGGCAAGCUCCGUUGUGGGCAACAUCAGCCAUACCCUUCUGGACCGAUCCCGCUACCGAGGACCCUUCCUGCCCGGCUUCCAGCCCAUCCAAGGAGCCCCCUCAGCCAUGAGGGACGGGAUUGAAAUUACCCACUUUGACCACAUCACGUAUGUCUGCCCGCGGGGGGGUGCCCGGGCAGCUCUGGACUGGUACCAGCGCUGCUUCGGCUUCCACCGCUUCCUGCUGAACCCUCGGGAGAGGCCGGGUGAGGGAUACGUGCUGGGGGAACAGGGGGUGGGCAUGCUGCUCCUGGCACUGCAGAGCGCCCAGGGCAGCCCAGCACACAGCUGCAAGCUUGUCCUCGCCGAGUCCCUCUCGGAGGAUGGUGCCAACCAAGUUGACACCUUCCUAGAGCAGCACGGUGGAGCUGGGAUCCAGCACGUCGGCCUCCACACCACCGAUAUCGUUGCCACGACCAGGGCUUUGCAGCAGCAGGGUGCACGGUUCUUCACACCCCCCACCACCUAUUACAGCCAGGAAGGCAAAGCGGAGGAGAUCCAGGGGGUUGGGCAGGACCCCCGCAUGCUGGCAGAGCUGGGCAUCCUGCUGGACACCACGGUGCCUGGGGACAAGGGCCGGCCAGGCGCUGAUGCCACAGAGAGCCCUUCCCAGGAGUAUUUGAUGCAGAUCUUCACCCAUCCCAUCUUCUCUGAGGAGACAUUCUUCCUGGAGCUCAUUGACCGGCGGGGAGCACCAGGCUUUGGGGAAGGCAAUAUACGGGCACUGUGGAAAGCUGUGCAGGUCUAUAUGGACCGGCAGCAGUAGUGACAACACUGCAGUCCUCCUCCCUCAGCUCCUCGUCUCUCUGGUCCAACCCUGGGGUAACACACUGCUGUGGAGAUGCCUGCAGCACGGCUCAGGUGGGCAGGGACCAGAAAAGGGCUCCAGGUCAAUCCAGAGCCCACUCAGCGUGACAGCAGGUUGACUGGAGCCGGGUCCAGUAGGGCUCCAAGCAUCCCUCAGGAUGGAGGGUGGUUUCUCUCUCUCCCUGGGUUCCCAGUGAUUUAUUGACCUCACACAAAGAACUUUCUGCCUUAAUUUAAUCUUAAUAUAAUGAGAUUUUUACCUGCAGCAUGGCCAAUGACACUGCUGGCACAACACCAGCCCCAGAAGUAGGGGGAUGAGGGGCUACCAGAGGGGAGUGGACAAGCCAGGGGGCAUAGACAUGGCAGCUCAUCAACGGUUACCACUCAGAGCAUGGCCAGCCCCUGUGCAGGGCAAGUGAUGGCCUCUUGCUCCUUUUAAUUAAA